Coccomyxa subellipsoidea C-169 is the source of this 360-nucleotide messenger RNA. RefSeq lists its product as hypothetical. The transcript is spliced from 3 exons. Lineage: Eukaryota; Viridiplantae; Chlorophyta; Trebouxiophyceae; Coccomyxaceae. The coding region runs from base 1 to 360 and encodes 119 amino acids. The record is from RefSeq and is a predicted model, not a curated record.
AUGAACAGGCGUUCGACUCAGGAGGGAGACAAGGACGACAGAUCUCCUACGCACUAUGGAUACUAUGCUACUCCCUGCAUAAGGGACUGGGGCUUGGGCGAGACUUCCCGGUCUUCGAACCCACCAACGUACGCGGCCCCGCCCGCACCGAAGAAGAAACCUCGACCAGCUGGCGCUCGUGCCACUGUGAAUGGGGGCCGCACAGUCCGCAACCUGUAUCCGGAGUUCAUGGAAGCAUAUGACUGGACCAGGCUGCGUGCAGAAGUGGAGAUCUGUCAUAUGGAGGUGUACCCCGCAACACUAGAGCAGCCGAGCGCUCCUUUGGCCUCCCAGGCUAUGUUGUUGGCUGCAGCACUGUGA